Messenger RNA from Clonostachys byssicola, 3132 nucleotides. NCBI's taxonomy places the organism in Eukaryota, Fungi, Ascomycota, Sordariomycetes, Hypocreales, Bionectriaceae. The record is from the annotation of a GenBank genome assembly.
AUGUCGGUCGGUCCUUUCUGUGCCUGUUGCGGGGGCCCCUUCGAGAGGUAUGAUGUGCAGCCGGUAUUCAAUCCGGUGCCAGGGCACCGCAAGGCUCGAGCAGUCUGCGUUGACGAGAGCCGUCGCCAUGUUACGCUGUCUCCGGUUGGCUACGCACAUGAAUUUCACAUCUCGGUGAACCACAAUGGAGACGUAGGUCCCAACGCCAACUUUCCGCCCUUGGUGGACGAGGACCUGGAUGAGGUUGAAGAAAUCUCACUCUUUCACGACCCUGACACCUUUCGGCCUCAGGCCUACGGAGUGCAUGAAAGCUGCUGGAGACUAUUCAAGUUCCGUGUCAGAUGCAACCUGCCCGCCGAGUCGGAAGAUGCCAGGCUUGCCGAGGCGCUGUUUUGGCAGUUUGACAGCUUGCCCAGGGCUAGCUUCCAUUGUCUGGUGCCCGAUAACCACUAUCAUGGAGCGACAAACAUGAGAAAGGACGAAGACGAGCUUCCACUUUUGCUUGUGGCUCCAACCGGAGUGCUGCCUCCCCCUGACAAUAGUGUCCAGAGCGGCGAAGCAUCCCGUUCAGAUCUGGAUUUGGUCAAACGUGAUUCCCUAGAAAAUGUCUUUGACCGAAUUCCUCAGGAAAUCAUCUGCCAAAUUCUCGGAAAUCUAUCUUCCAAGGACUUCGCUAAUUUUCGACUGGCUUGUCGCACCGUCGCGUCGAUUUCUACUCCCAAGUUGUUACCUCAGAAAUUCUGGGCGACCAGAUUUGCGCCACCUCAUGAGCUUGGCUUUGUUUUCGCCCACGAGGAGCCCCAGAGAUCAGACACCAAGAAGGAUUGGAGGCUCCUAUACAAACAGUAUACUGAAGCUCUAAGCAGUGAUGAAGAACUUCAAGGGAUCCGAAAUCGGCAGCGCAUGUACCUUUGCGUGGAAGAUUUCGCCCUCACGACUGAACAGCUGCUUCAUCCAGAUACACGUCUUCUUACGGACAGCGAAGAGUUCCAAAGUUCUGUCCAAGAUUUGACUCCAAACAAACCUACCCGAUGCUCCUUCUCAUGCCCUCUCUUGAUUGACUCGGACUUCCGUGAGCCUCAACUAAGACGUGGUGUGCAGCCAAUCGCGAGGAUGCAAAUCAACCUUGUUGUGCCGACCCCUACUGUAUCGCUAAAAUUAUCGGUUUCUCUUGUACACUUUAACAGCAAGGUGUUCAUCUCAGGUUUCAGAUCCUACUGUCUAGAUCAUUCCGGCCAAGCUUCUGGCCCCGUUAGCAUUGGGACAAUCAUUCCGUCAACGGAAGAGCACAUCGAGAUACAGUCAGCCGAAAAGAUUGUUUCUGUCGAAGUCACAGCUUCGGAUCUGGGAAUCCAUGGCCUAGUAUUCCACCUUGACAACUGCGGUGAGGCGGCUUCAGUGGCCGUGGGAGUCACGAGCUGCCUUGAUGGCUCGUUCGGCAAGACAGUGCUACGGCCGAGAAAGAACGCGACAGGCAUGGUGAUUGAUUUCGAUGAGUUCAAGGCGGUGGCGAUCAAGAUAGUUGAAGACGGUGUUGGCUCUCUUCCGAAGGCCCUUAGCACGCACCUGCUUUGGAAUCCAGUAGCUUUGCCUUUGGAGAAGAAAGCACAACUGCAGCCUCCUCUGCUUGGCGUCUAUGAAUACCCGUGCGGUUUCCCUCUCCGCUUACAUAUGGCGUUUGGUGGUGACAACGGGCAGAAGCUGUCGUCAUUGAAUCGCAUCACAGCUUAUGUGUUUUCUCGCACGGGUUUCCACGGCUUUCGCUUUGGCUAUGACAAUAGCGAAGACAUAUUCAUUGGGAAGGAUUCCGUUCUCGAGGAGGAAAAUGGGACGUAUUGUCCCUGUUUGGAACCUACAUUUACCGUUGACGGAAAAGGUGGUGAACGCAUAACUUCCUUUGAGGUACGCCGUACACGGAGCUCGACAUACCGGAAGAGCAUCAUUUUUUCCAUCGAGGCAAGUGAAGCGAAUGAAUAUAGCAACCGUUCUAUGAACUUUCAAGUACACGGCGGCGUUUCCCGACCUCCGGGAAGUCUUUCCUCCAUGAGUAUAUGUGCGUCGGAUGACAAGCUCCCGAUAGCCAUAGUUGCUACUUGUGAACCGCCUCACACUCCUUGGGAAAGUCUUCAUGUCCUGAAUGGUACUGAAACGCUCCACUGUACAAUUCCAGUCGAAGAUGAAGAAUCUCUCGGCCGAAAUGGCAAUACGUUAGAAGCGAACAGAGAAUGGAUCCUCUUUUCAGCUUACUGGAUGCUUGGAUCGGGUGGUAGCUGUUCUGGAGGCGCUUCCUUGCGCUGGAUCAAGCGCAUUCGGGUCUCUUCCGGUCUUCCGGGGCGUUCCAGGUCUACCAAAAACAUUAGCGGACUUUGGAUUGAAUAUUAUCAAGGUGAGGAUGUUGUUCUUGGCCAGUGGAUUCAUGAGGUGGGAUCCUUUGACCUUGCAUCGGGCGAGUACUUGACGCACAUUGAAGUGUGGUCAACUCUGGAAAGCCAAACGCCGCUGAGAAUGGAAAAAUUUGGAAAAGUCGUCGGAAUUGAGUUCAUUACAUCUUCUGGCCGGAAUCGCAAGUUUGAAAUUCCAUCUCAGCACCAGUGCAUCUCAAUGCACUGGCGCGCGACUCCCUACGAGGAGUUGAGAGACAUGAUGUGGGCUUUCGGUUCGGACCUCGACGAGGUCCAGGUUCUCCUCCAUAUUCACGUAUACUUUGUAGGGAGAGCUCUCGUGGGUAUUGAAUUUGUGUAUGAUCUCGGGGUUACGACUCGCCUGGGAUCGGUCUCAGACGAAGUUUACAGCCUGUCUCUUGACGAGGGUGAGAAAAUUGCCGUUCUGGCUGUUAAAGAGGAAGAUCGGAGGAUUAUUUCGUUGGAGCUGCACACCGAUCGAGGCAAAACUUUCCGAGCCCCAGAAAAUCCCGAGGGUAGCGAUACGCUGACCCUGGCCGUCUUCGAGCUAGACAAACGGCCUGAAUUUGUGAGCCAAGUCGAAGGGGAGCCCAAGGUUGUCUUUUCAUUCCAGAUUGUGGAUGACAUUGAGGACUGCAUUGGUUUAUGGUUCCUGGCUAUGCAGGACGAGACCGAGCUGCGAUUUGAAAGCGGUGGCCCUAUUUUCCUCCGCAAAGAAAAUGUAGACUGA